This is a messenger RNA of Drosophila novamexicana, 1221 nucleotides long. RefSeq names its product splicing factor 3B subunit 4 (gene Spx). NCBI's taxonomy places the organism in Eukaryota, Metazoa, Arthropoda, Insecta, Diptera, Drosophilidae. Gene Ontology annotation, molecular function: RNA binding. The transcript is spliced from 3 exons. Bases 107 to 1129 code for a protein of 340 amino acids. Gene Ontology annotation, cellular component: U12-type spliceosomal complex; nucleolus. The record is from RefSeq and is a predicted model, not a curated record. Gene Ontology annotation, biological process: positive regulation of mRNA splicing, via spliceosome.
GUCCAAUCAAAUGCCGUGUAUGGUUUGACUGCUUGCAUGGGGUUUAUAGUUGCCAAAUUAUAAUUGUAGGUUUUUGUAUUAGUUUGGCGCAUAUUCUAAUAGCAAAAUGGCCGCAGGUCCAAUUGCUGAACGUAACCAAGAUGCCACCAUUUAUGCCGGUGGCCUGGAUGACAAGGUGUCCGAGACGCUGCUUUGGGAGUUGUUCGUCCAAGCCGGUCCAGUUGUCAAUGUGCACAUGCCCAAGGAUCGGGUCACACAAAUGCAUCAGGGCUACGGCUUUGUGGAGUUCCUCAGCGAGGAGGACGCCGACUAUGCGAUCAAAAUAAUGAACAUGAUCAAGCUGUAUGGCAAGCCGAUACGUGUCAACAAGGCAUCGGCGCAUCAAAAGAAUCUGGACGUCGGCGCCAACAUAUUCAUUGGCAAUCUGGACGUCGAGGUGGACGAGAAGCUGCUCUACGAUACGUUCUCGGCCUUUGGCGUCAUACUGCAAACGCCAAAGAUUAUGCGCGAUCCGGAAACGGGCAAGUCCAAGGGUUUCGCCUUUAUCAAUUUCGCCAGCUUUGAGGCAAGCGAUGCCGCCAUGGAUGCCAUGAAUGGCCAAUAUCUGUGCAAUCGACCCAUAUCCGUUUCGUAUGCCUUCAAGAAGGAUCACAAGGGCGAACGGCAUGGUUCGGCGGCCGAACGCUUGCUGGCAGCCCAAAAUCCAUCCGCGCACGCUGAUCGACCGCAUCAGCUGUUCGCCGAUGCGCCCGUACAGAACAUGAUGCCCGUCAUGCCUGGCCAAAUGAUGCCGCCACCGAUGAUGGCACCUCCUCCGCCCGUGGUGCCCGUCUCCUCGAACAACAUGGGCAUGAUAGCGCCGCCGCCGCCGGUGCCACAGCCGACACCAUUCCCAGCAACGAUACCACCGCCACCGCUGCCGCCCAUGGCUGGCGGGCAGCCGCCGUUGCCGCCCACGAUGGGCAUACCGCCGCCGCCACGCAUGCUCCAGCCGCCAAAUGCCUGGGCACCGCCCGGCAUGCCAGCGCCGCCGCCGCGUCCACCGCCAACGAAUUGGCGUCCGCCGCCCGUGCCCUUCGCGCCGGCACCCUUCUCACGUCCCUAUCAACCGGAUGGCUACCAGUACUAAGUCCGGCUCUGCCGCUAGCAACUAGUUACACAAUCUUAGACGAACCGAAUAAAACCGAAGCACGCAUUUUUACCACGAUACAAUUGACGAGU